UAUUAUAUUGUUUAGUGAAUGACUAGUCAAUGUAGAAAUGUGAGUUUGUAACAGAACGGUGAUGAGACAGAUUUUUCUGGGGCUUCUUUUGGGACUAGCCAAUGCUGAGCUUGUACAUGUAUCCAUUGGAGAAGAAUUGCCCAUCGGAUCACUUGUUUCCAAACUCAUGUUUCCUGGGGAGUACAGUCUGUAUGAUGUAAAUGAACAAUAUUUUGCACUCAGUUUUGAUGGUAAAAUCACAACAAAGUCAAGAAUUGACCGCGAGAGCGAGCCAUUCAAUGAUCCAGAAAACCCUUAUGAACUAAAAGUCAGACACGGUCAAACUCUAAUUCAAGUCCUGAUAAACGUUAUAGACAUCAAUGAUAACAAACCUUUGUUCAAAAUUAAACAAGACACAUUUGCUUUCAGAGAAAAUGCUCAGAUAGGUGAUGAAAAAACACUGCCUGAGGCAAUUGAUAUUGAUUAUGGCAUUAAUUCAACCCAAGGUUACCGUAUUGUAUCCGGCAACACUGACAACACCUUUGAGAUAGUGUCAUUUAAAGCUGGCAAUCGCAAGUUCUACUAUCUCCGACUGAAGCGGGGACUUGAUCGUGAGCGCACCCCCAGCUUCACUAUAACUAUAGAGGCAUACGAUGGAGCCUACCCAGCCAAGAGGGACACACUUGAGGUUCAGAUUAUUGUAGAGGAUGAGAACGAUUGCAGCCCCGAGUUUAAUCAGACUCAUUAUUACGCAUCUGUCAGAGAGGAUGCUAAUAUUGGAUACAAGAUACUCACUGUGAAAGCAACUGAUGAUGAUAGCGGAUCUAACUCCAAAAUAGUCUACUCGAUCGACAGAGACUUUUACACAGACAACAAGUUUAUGAUAAACAAGAAAUCCGGGGACAUCACUCUUCAGGGCCCGCUCGACUAUGAACAAGAGAAGGAGAUAUUCCUGGCUGUAAAAGCUACAGAUGAGGGUACACCUCCUAGAGAAACAAAGGUGUUUGUGAGUAUAACAGUGAUAGACGUUAACGAUAACCAGCCUCAAAUAGAGAUUAUCUACAAGUCCGCUUCUGAUACCGAAGCACAAGUAGACGAGGACGCGUCACCAGACUCACCAGUAGUUACAAUAAGAGUGACUGAUGAUGAUGACGGGGAGGCAGGCCGGGUUAUUUGUGAGAUGGACAGUGAGAAUGGAAUGGAGUACUUCAAGCUGGUACAUAAUGAUGAUGUCAUCAAUAUGUGGAACGUGCGAGUAAAAAGACCACCAAGGAGGGAUUUAGUGCAGGAGUUUACCUUGUCAAUAACAUGCAGAGAUAACGGCAGUCCUGAGCAGAAAAUAUCUCAUAUGGACUUCAAGGUGAAGAUAAUGGAUAUAAACGACCACUACCCUCUGUUUGAGUCAGUAUCGUACGAGAUAUCUAUCCCUGAAAACACUUCACCCGGUACUGAUAUAAUCAGUGUAUCUGCUACUGACGCUGAUGAUGGGGACUUCGGGGACAUCACUUACAAGAUAGCGUCGGUUUCAGUACAGGACACAGGAGCAGAUCCCAUGACCUGGUUUAGUAUAACUCCUAAAGGUGGGGUCAUCAGGAACCUAGUUAAACUGGACAGAGAGAGAACACCUCAUAUCAACAUGAUAAUACAAGCACUAGACGGAGGCACGCCCCCUAACGGGCCCCACAUAGCUACAGCUACAGUGACUAUUAACCUGCUGGAUGAGAAUGAUAACAUUCCAUUGUUUAGUCAGGACCUAGUUGAGACCAGUGUUAAGAAUAACGUCGUGGUUGGAUACGAGGUUACGCAGGUCCGAGCACGUGACUUUGACGACGGAAUUUACGGAGCGGUUGAAUAUUCUCUAGACACAAAUACCAACACAGUGAGACUAUUCAAGAUACACAGAACCACAGGGACUAUAACUGUAGCUCUGCCUCUGCCUGAUACUGACUAUCAAGUUAUCUCUCUAACCGUGCUCGCUACUGAUGGAGGUGGACAGCAAGGUAGAUGUGACGUAGAGGUCUCAAUAUUCGGAGAGAACCAGUACCCUCCUGUGCUGGAUGAGGAAGAGUAUACUAUCUCUGUUAACGAGAACGCCAUCCCUCCCAAAUCUCUGCUAACUGUUUCUGCUACAGAUCAAGAUACUAUGUACUUUGGGGAGGUCCACUACGAGCUAGCAGGUAGUUACGAUAACAAGUUCUCAAUAGAUAAAGACACGGGAGAAUUGAAACUGAUAAACUCCCUGGACUACGAGACCAAGAGAAUGUUUAAGUUCGAAGUGAGGGCAGUCAACAACUACGACGGAACUACAGACAAGAAGGAAGACCGCGCUAAAGUUAUUGUUAUUGUUAACGAUAUUAACGACGAGUCUCCUCAGUUCGCUUUCGACAGAUACAAUCUGACUGCCUUCUCUGAAGAUAGUAAUGGAACUGUUAUCGGUAUUAUCAAAGCUGUAGAUCCUGACAGUGCUGACACAGGCAUGGUAACUUACAGGAUAGUAGGAGGUAACGAACAGAAGCUCUUCAAACUCUCGUCAACCCCUCAGGGUGCUGAAAUCAGAAUAAAUGGUAAUCUACUGUACAUGAUAGGGAAGGAUGUUAACGUAAUAUUGGAAGCUCAAGAUAACAACCAAGACUUCUUUAACGGACACAGAACGCUGUUAUGGAUUUCUAUAAUGGCAGGUAAAGGUCCAGGAGAUUACGAGAAAACUUCCUCUGAGAAAACUUGGCUGGACAGAUACCUUCCUUUCUUGAUAGGAGCAGUAGUGUUGAUAUCACUAGUGUUUAUAGUAAUUAUAGUAGUGAUCUGUAACAGAGCCAACAACCAGCACAAACUGAACUACGCUCCCACUAAACUACCCGCCUACGAGUACGAGUACGCCGACCUAGACGAACAGUACGGACUAGAACCGGACACUGUUAAAGCGUACAAUAUAGACGGAGGAGGAGAGUGUGAUAGACUGUCUGCUUUUGAAGCGCUGACGAACCAACUACAAAACUUACAACAGGACUACAUUUCUGAGAAAGGAUAUAGUAACUACUACGGUUAUAACGAGAAGAAGAUGAAGUCUCAUAUCGACAGUGAAGGUUACUUUUCACUCAGUGAUCCUGCUUUUAACGAGCCUGACAAGGUGCAGUGUGGAGACAUUCCUGGGGGAGAUACUGGAGACAGGAGUCUAACUCUGAACACGCUGCUCAACAGUCAGAAUAUCUACAGUAACAUGCCGCAAGCAGACCCUGUCAAGUGCGACAGUAGCAAAUACGUUCCUCUUUCUCCUCCUCCUGAUCCGCACGAGAUAUACAGGAGACAUCAGGAGGAGCAGGAAUAUCUGGGCAGACCUGAUGUAGGGGAGCAAGACUUCUUAGGACGUCCCACCCCCGACUGUGGUGAGUUUGUGAGGAGCCUCCCCCCGCUAGAUAACAACUUCCUGCCCAUGUCCCCUGAACUCUCCCCGCCCCCUCUCAACAGCGACCCUCCGUCACGUGAUGAGAUCCCCACACGUGCAGAACACAUCGCCUCUCUGUCGUCUCUUAUCUCAUCACAGAGCCGACCUAGUGAGAUUAGAGGACUACCCACCUCCCUCAUGGGGCCCAAUCAGGACGCUCUAUUAUUGUCACGUGACUUUGACAAUGAGAAUCCCAGAACUGAGACUAUUUCUUUAAAUUCCGAACAUUCCGUGGAUUUUUAGCGUCUUGAUUUACUGUCGAUCUAAGUUGUAAAACACACGUGAUUUUAUCUAACACGUUUAAUUUAUUAAUUAAACAGGUUUGAUAAAAUCGUAAUAAAUAUUGAAAUUGAGGAUUUAUAAGGAAAUAAAAAGUUGUGUUUUACAACUUAUAUAUUAUCAGGAUGCGAGUCGUAUUAUUAGUGUAAUUUAUUGAUGAUAUUGAUUAUAUAUUUGUACAGAAAAGACUUAAACGAAAAAUAAUCGUUCAAAGGAGCAUUUCCGUUUAUAAAUUAUUUGAUUUUUAGGUUGAACAGUUUCACAUUUACAGGAUGUUGCCUUUAUAACGAGAAAAAACAAAAUUGUCAGCCUGCCGACUGAAACAAGUUUAUAUUUACAGCACAAUUGAUUAAAUCAGACACUGUUUUCCUUUUUUCACGGAGGUUGUCACCACUAUUGACUAGGUUAUUAAAGAUUAAUAUUAAAUUAAGUAAAUAAUAGAAUAUUUUUUAACGCGAAUUUGGUUACAACCCUCAUUUAACUGUCCGUGAUAGUAGUGAAUUAGAAAGUUGGUUAUAAUACGUUUUUAUGUUAAGUUUAUUCUUCAUCGCUUUACAGGACGUGUUAAUCAACACAAUUAGUAUAAUUAAUUUAAUUAUCCGCAUAAUUAUUAGAAUAAUAAUUAGUAUAAUAAUUGACCUUGACAUAAUUAGUGAAUAAAGCUCAGAACAGUUUGCUCUGAAGCAGCUCGUUUAAAUGUCGAGAUGAUUAUUUGUUUUAGUUUACAGUUGAUUGGUUAAAUUAUCAUUUAGUUGUUUACUGGCGUCGUUGCUCUUCUAACAUAUUGGUUAUCAAGAAUUCAAGCUGGCUGGAUUAUACUGGGUUUUAAGUUAAUAUCAUGACUACUGGUUACUGGUUACUGGCUAAUAUUAUUAUUUAGAGAGUUAAUGGAAGGGUUAACUAGAAUAUUAGAUCGAUAAUUUACUAAUUUAAUAGUAUAACGGUUGCUAUAGUAACGAUCCAAUUUGAAGGAGACUUGACACUUUUCUACUAUUCCAUUAUGAUGCAUUAUAAGUAAUGUGCUCCCAUUAACUUUAACAACGAGGGAAGCAACAUUUCUACUUUUACAGUAGUAAUGUACAGUAAGUACAGUAAAGUACAGUGUGUUAGUCUCAGGUUUUAUAUGUUUAGCGGGCAGAAGAGCGUAUUAUAGAUCAUUAUACCUCUUACACUGUAGCAUAUUAUUAUCAUUACACUGGGAGACCGAGGUUACUAAUUGGUUUACACUGAACAUAUUAUGGAGAAUCAGACUGAAAUAAACUAUAAUCUACCCUGGAUACAAAGUAUCCUGGUAUCCUGGCCUGGGUAGUGGAUACAAGCUGACAGACUGCUGAAUUGAGAGAAUAUUAUAUUAUUAUGAUACCACAUUCAAAUGUCAAUUUAAAUUAUUGGUUUUCAAGCGAGAGAAAACAAGACGUGUUUCAUGUUGGUCCGAUCGUUUUGUUUGCGCCAAAUGUUAUGUUUAUGAAGCAUAAACAUGCGAAUAUGUUAUUAUACGUUUCAGUCUUUUCAGUAAAAUGUUUUAAAACACCUUAAUAA
This is a messenger RNA of Bolinopsis microptera, 5239 nucleotides long. RefSeq names its product protocadherin gamma-A4-like. The record is from RefSeq and is a predicted model, not a curated record. The coding region runs from base 62 to 3664 and encodes 1200 amino acids. NCBI's taxonomy places the organism in Eukaryota, Metazoa, Ctenophora, Tentaculata, Lobata, Bolinopsidae. Gene Ontology annotation, molecular function: calcium ion binding. Gene Ontology annotation, biological process: homophilic cell-cell adhesion. Gene Ontology annotation, cellular component: plasma membrane. The transcript is spliced from 23 exons.